AAAAACCAAAGAGGAAGGAGAAAUGGAGGAGCCACGGAAUUAUGGUCACCAACAUCCCUUGCUUCUUUUGAAUGAAGAUCAGCUGAUUGUAGCUGACUGCUCAAUGUGUGGCGUGAAGGUGUCAACUCCAUGUUUUAGCUGUGCCCAGGAUUGUGGGUUUUACCUUCACAAGGUAUGUGCUGAGCCACCUUUGGAGCUUAAUCAUCCUUUUCAUCCUCAUCAUCCUCUUCUUCUUAUGCAAAAUGCACCUUAUUCAUCUGGACUGUACAUUUGCAAUUUAUGCCAUCUAAAAGGUAACAAGUUUGUUUAUCACUGCUCGUGCGAUUUGGACUUUCAUAUUAAAUGUGCUCUAUUUACAUUUAAUAUUUCUGAAAAUCAUUUGAAAGAGCUUGAGCAUGUUGCCCUUUGUUGGAACAAAGAGACAAUAACAGGCUGUUUUGUAUCUUGCUUGAAUAGCAAGCCUCGAGCCUUGUUGAAGAAACAAACUCAGAAGCAAAACAGAAAAUGAAACUAGCAGGCGAAUAACAGAAAAGAGAGAAGAAGAUUGAAUGAAAAAAAUGAGCUGAUAUUUUUUCAUUGACUCAAAACAAGGCAUUAAGUCAUUACAUAUUUCAGUCA
Gossypium raimondii (Peruvian cotton) is the source of this 618-nucleotide messenger RNA. RefSeq lists its product as uncharacterized. The record is from RefSeq and is a predicted model, not a curated record. Lineage: Eukaryota; Viridiplantae; Streptophyta; Magnoliopsida; Malvales; Malvaceae. The coding region runs from base 23 to 508 and encodes 161 amino acids. The transcript has a single exon.